Messenger RNA from Amphiprion ocellaris (clown anemonefish), 9386 nucleotides. RefSeq lists its product as uncharacterized. Gene Ontology annotation, biological process: lipid transport; lipoprotein metabolic process. NCBI's taxonomy places the organism in Eukaryota, Metazoa, Chordata, Actinopteri, Pomacentridae. The transcript is spliced from 45 exons. Gene Ontology annotation, molecular function: lipid binding. The coding region runs from base 104 to 4765 and encodes 1553 amino acids. The record is from RefSeq and is a predicted model, not a curated record. Gene Ontology annotation, cellular component: membrane; extracellular region.
GUGUGGUGAGUUUAAACUCCUGGGUAUGUUUGACACUGAAGGACAAUAUUCUCCAUGAAUUAGAUGCGAAGCGUCUCUCAAGUGUCUCCAAAACUCCGGCAGGAUGGAGGCGUGUGUGGUAAAGCCAGAAGUCAAGAAGAAACCAAACCCGCCCAAGGCUCCUCCGAAGCCUGCAGAGGUCAAAAGAAAUGAAGCAGAGAGACCAGGUCCUGUGGUUCCUCCACGACCAAGAGAUGAUGAACUGAGUCAAACACAAUAUAGACUACAGAGCUCAGCAGUGGAAAACAAACAGACUGAUGGAAACGCGAAGCAACGAGAGACAAAAGAGAAACUGCCUGAAACUCCCGUCAUUCCACCCAGACCUACAGAAAAGGAACUGAACAAUGCAACCAGAUGCAGUCAGCGCAGGAGGGUCCAGGCUGAGGACAUGGAGAGCUUCAGAGAAACUGUCCAACCAGAAACUGAAGAAGUUCCCAGAGAUGAAGCCGACUUCAAACAGAGCAAUGAGUCAGUCUUGACCGGGAUGUUUCGACAGAGCCAUAAAGAGAAAACGCCGACGUUCACUAGUUACAUGAUCCACACCUUUGACGAAGAGGAGAAAACCGACGAGGCCCCAGUCAAACAGGCUCCUGGCAGCAAACCGGGUGUUCUGAAGGGAGUAAUGAAAGGGUUGCAGAUCAAGUCGUCACCAAAGGCCAGCAGAGACCCGAGUCCAGAUUCGAAGGCAGAGGAAGGAGGCUCAGAAAAGGAACAAUCUGCAGAAAAAAACAAGCCAGAGAAAAAUGCAGAACCCAAACAGGACAAAGGAGGUCUGCUCGCUGGAAUGUUCCGAAAAACACCCAAAGAGAAAUUAUCUUCUCCAGCAGUGAUGGUCAGUAAAGCAAACAGUGAUACCGAGCAUGCAGAAGAAGAAGGGAAAACAUCAGAACAGUCCAACGAAAAGGGAGGCUUCUUCUCUGGCAUCCUUAAAAAAUCCAACAAACCAGCAGAUGAGAUGUCUGCACAGGAGACUCUGAGUGCUCAUAGUGAUCUAUCUGCCAGCAGCGACAGUCUGUCUGAAAACAGGGAAAAAGGAAAAAUUUUUGGCGGGAUUUUCAAGAAGUCGCGGAAACCAGCAGAAGCCGCUCAAACCGAUGAGGACCAAGAGUCACUGCAUGGAGAUCUGUCCAGCAGCACUGUUAAUCUGAAUGAAGCUCCAUCGAAGGAGAAAGGUUUUUUCAGCGGCAUCCUGCGCAAAUCUCCUAAGAUUCCUGGAGAGGGGACACCUGGGCAGGAUAAAGAGUUGCAGUGGACUGACCUGUCAGCCAGCAGUGAGAGUCUGUCAGAGAACACCAAAAUAAGGGAGAAGGGGAAUGUUUUCAGUGCGAUGUUUAAGAAAUCUCCAAAACUGUCUGAAGGCUCCCGACUGGAAGAGGAUGCUGACUCUGAGCUCUCAGCCAGCAAGGAGAAUUUAUGUGAGAACAAACAGGAGAAAGUUGGGCUGUUCGGUGGCCUUCUCAAAAAAACACCCAAAGCAUCCGGAGACGAUGAAGCUGCAGAGGACAACGACUGUCAGAAGGAGCUGUGUGCAAGCAACGACAGUUUGGCUGAAAACGGCAAGGAGAAAAGUGGAGGUUUGUUUGGCGGACUCCUCAAAAAGACUCCUAAAUCAUCAGGGGAAAAGGUGGAGUCUUCGGACAGAGAAGCUCAGAAAGAGCUGUUGGGCAGCAAUGAUGACCUGUCUGAGAAUAGCAGCACCAAGGAGAAAAACAUUUUCAGCAGCAUGUUUAAGAAGAAACCGGCAGAGAGCGUCACAGCAGAGAAGGAGUCUGAGGGAAACGCUGAAGAUCAGUUUUCUGGCAGCAGUGAGAAUCUGACUGGCACGACCGUCCCGAAGGAGAAAAAAGGAGGCCUUGCUGGAAUAUUCAAAAGAUCGGCCAGCAUCGAGAACCUGUUUGACGAGGAGAAAGGUGGGCUGUUCGGUGGACUUAUCAAGAAAACUCCCAAAGCAUCCAGAGACGACGAAGCAGCAGAAGACAAGGAAAUGUCUGCAAGCAAUGACAGUUUGGCUGAAAACGACAACACAAAGGAGAAAAACAUCUUCAGUGGGAUGUUUAAGAAAACUCAGAAACCAGCUGAUGAGGAAUCAAACACCGGCGAGGACAAAAAAUUAUCGUCUAGUUGUGAAAACCUUUUGGAAGCAACCGGAUCUAAGGAGAAAACAGGAAGAUUUGCAGGAAUCUUCAAAAAGUCACCUAAACCAGCUCCUCGCUCCAUCGCUACUCAGGAUCCCCUCAGCGACUCAAAGCUCCUGUCAGCCAGCUGCGACAGCCUCCCAGAAACUGAACAGGAGGAUCUUUCAGCACAUGGUGAAUUGUUGGGCAGCACCGACGAUCUUAAUGAAGCUACAGGCGCCACAAAGGAGAGGAAAGGUGCAUUUGUUGGAAUGUUCAAGAGGACUCCUAAAACUGUGGAGCAGCAGGAAGGGGAAGGUUUGGUGGCACCAGAGGGAGGUGGACUGAGACGCAGGAGGACCAUCAAGAAGAAAAGACGAGUUGUGUCGUUCCGAGUCAAGACAACUCUUCCCAGAAUUCCCAAACUUAUUUUGCCUUCACAGAGUUCAGAAAAGCUGCCUUUGGUUCAAGAGACUGUUGAGCUGCAGGAUCUGAACUUAGCGCAGGAGAACACAGUGGAGGUUCAGCAGGUGGAGAUGGCAGCUUAUCCGACUCAAGAAAACCCAGCAGAAACUGAGCAGGAACCCGAUGAACUGAUAGAGUGGUGGAACACAGUCAAAGGUUGGACCGAGUGGAAUGAGAGUUCAAAUUUCCAGGCAGAGGAUGAAGAAAUGGCAAUGGAGCAGGCGGCCGAUCGAGUCUACAUGGCCGCCCGUCUCUUUGUGCGUCUCUUCAACCAGCGGGGGGCAUCCUUACAGCAGCGCAUCCUGGAGCUCGUGGCUCUGGCCGACGCCGCCGAUCAGUUCCACAAGAAGACGGUGACGGCAGCUGUGGGCGGCGGCGUGGCCAGCGUGGCUGGCAGCGUGGCCACGAUCACCGGCCUCAUCCUGGCGCCCUUCACCUUCGGUGCCUCCAUCAUCGUCACGGCCGUGGGGAUCAGCGUGGCGACGGCGGGCAGCAUCACGUCGGCAACGGCCAACAUCACCGACACAGUUCACUCCAACUUGGACCGGAAGAAGGUAGAGAAGAUGAUCCAGGGCUACGAGGAGGAGAUCAAGGACAUCCGAGAGUGCAUGGAGUUCGUGCAGGAAGGUAUAGACACCCUGGAGGAGUGGGAUUUCAGCAAAUACUCUGAAAGUGCGGCCAAAAAGGCUCUGAACCACAACAUCAAACACGUGAUGAAGGAGGGCGGCCGAGCUGGAAAAGCUCUGAUGAUCAACACCGACAAGCUCAUCAGCACCGUACAGGUUUUGGGCGCUGCAGGUGGCGUCGCCAAAGCUGCCCAGGCCAUCAGCGUCACCACCGGCGUCAUGUCAGCGCUCUUCCUGGCUCUCGACGUUUUCUUCCUCGCCAAAGACUCCCACAAGCUCCGCAAAGGUGCCAAAACCAAGUUCGCCGCCAAGAUCCGGGAGGUGUGCAAAGACCUCCAAGACGGCCUACUGGAACUGAACAAGGUGAAGACACAGCUGCAGAAGACGAUGGACGGCAUCGAGGUGGAGGAGUACGAGCAGAUUGAGGAGGUGGAGGUGGAGGUUGACGAUGACUUGGAGUCCGACCCCAAGAAGCUGGCAGAGCUGGAACAGGAGCUGGAUCUCCUGGAGGAGAAGCUGGACAAGAAAGUAGAGGAGGAGCUGAAGAAGGGCAAAGAGGCAGAGAAGGAAAAUCUGAAAAGUAAGAAGGAGAAAAAAGAGGAGAAAGUAGAAUCAGAGGAGAAGAAGGAGGAAGAGGAGACAAAGGAGGAAGGAGAUGACUCAAAGAAAGAGGAAAAGGAAGAAGAAGAAGAAAGCAAAUUAGAGGAAAAGGAGCCAAAACAUGAGAAGAGUGUCAAAACUUCCAAAGAAGAAGUUUUAAAAGAACAAUCUCAGCAAGGAAGCAAGAAAGACAAAGAAGCCGAGAAUAGAUUAACAGCCGGAAAAGAGAAACAUGAGAGCAAGCGAGACAAGACGAAAGAAGAAACCGGUGCGAACAAAACAGCAGACAGGAAGGAAAAAGAGAAAAAUAAGACGGAAACAGAGCAGGAAGAAGUUAAAAGCAGAUCAGUAGAUGACCGGAGCUUAAAAAUGCACCUUGAGAACAGAGAAAGUGGAAGGAGAAGGAGCAGCAGGGAGGAGAAGCCCGAGGGUAAUAAAGAGGAGAGGAGGCACAGCACCAGGAGUGAUAGAUACGAAACCAGAGAGGGUGACCGGACAAAGAGCAGGAGGAGGCGAGAAGAGGAGGAGAGAGGAGCGACGGACUGGAGAGCAGAGCUGACUAAAAACAGAGAGGACAAACCGGAGAGCAGGGUGGCUGACAGAGCCACAAAGAGAGAAGACCGCGGAAAAACGGCAUUGCAUCGAAGCCACGAGACAAGCAGGGAGCAUCCAGAAAGAGAGGCACCGAAGACGAGCCACCACAGGGGGGAGGAGAGGAGAGGCAGCCGGGUGGAGAGCACCAGGAGGCAGUUCGAAAGGGCGGGAGGUGGUGAGGUGGAGGAGGAGAGGAUGAAGAGAGAGGAUGGAGGGAGUCGGAGGAGGGAGAGGAGAGGAAGUGACAGAGAACGAGGACAUGAAAAUAGCCGGAGAGAAUCUCGACCUCGAUCCAACGCUCUGCUGGAGGACGGACUCUAUAUUUAGAUUCAUCCAUGAUAUUACCAGAAUCAACAGAUGCGCUAAUUCCAGUCCACAGAGAACGAAAGUCAGUGAAUCACGUCUUUAAGUUUUGGGUCAUCCCUCCAAAUUUAGGAAAAGUUUGCCCUUGACCAUCUCAUAUUUAUCUGAUUUUUUUUCCCAUGCAUAUUUAUGCUACUGUUCAAAAGUUUGGGGUCACUUCGAAAUGUCCUUUUUUUUGAAAGAAAAACAGUUUUAUUCAGGGAAGACAAAUUUAAAUUAAUCAGAAAUACAGUCUAGACAUUGUUAAUGUGGUAGAUGACUAUUCCAGCUUUAAACGUCUGAUUUUUAAAGGAAUAUCUACAUCAAAUCAAAUCAAAUGCCUUUAUUGUCAUUGGACAUAUGUACAAUGAAAAUAUGGGAUACAGAGGCCCAUUUCCACCAACCAUAACUCUUGUGUUCUAAUGAUACAUUGUGCUAGCUAAUCACGUUGAAAGGCUAAUUGAUGGUUAAUGGAUGGGCUAUGAUGGACUUUUGAAUGCAGUGUAUGUUGUUAAGAAAACGUGUAAAAUUUGGGCUUAUAGGUAAUAUUUGUUAAAAUCCUUAAAGAACGUUUGGUCAUGUCGAUUUCUUCUGUGGAUCAACAUUUGAAGAGCCAUAACUUGAGAAAUAAUGUAGUUAGAGUCUGGAAAUUUUGCAGGUUAAACGAUAUGUCCAUGUGGUCUUCAAUGGUUCAACCCAAACCAGUUAUAUGAUGGAGCCAGUUUGGUCAAAAACAAGCACCAAUAAGAGCUUUAAAAUGUAGAAUAUGGUGCCAGUAUUAAAUAUUGAAAAUUAAUUAUGUGACGUAAUUUCUUAUGGGACGAGUUUUUAUAAAAUAAUCGAAGCACUUUAAGUUGGAAAACCAUGAUUUUUCUAAUUAUAUGAUGGUGCAAAUUUGGUCAAAAACAUGUCCAAACCUUUAUUUUUCACCCUAAGAGGCUGCUUUUUUUUCCCUGUGAUUGGCACCAGUAGGAGCUUUAAAAUGUAGAAUAUGCUGCCAGUAUUAAAUAUUUAAAUUGAUUAUAUGACAUUGAUUGAAGUGAAUGAUAAGUUGGAAAACCAUGAUUUUCUCAUUACAUGAUGGUGCAAAUUUGGUCAAAAACAUGUCCACCUUUAUUUUUCAUCCUAAGGGGCUGAUUUUUAUUAAUUGGCACCAAUAGCAGCUUUAAACGUUGAAUGGCACGAGUCAUUGAAAAUCAUUGAAAUUACUUUGGUUUUUUUUUUUGUUUGUUUUUUUUUUUACAUUUGUAGCGUGUUUUAAAACUAUAUUAUUUCUCAAGCUAUGACAAUUGGCGUCAAGAAAAUAACACAAAAAUCGACAAGAAUCCACCCUCUUUAAGGAUCGUUACGUCAAAAACUAAUGUUACCUGUGAGCCCAGUUGUUUCACAUGGUUAACUCAAUCAAUAUUCACCACUUUAAAGAAAAAAUCAGUCAAAUUGGAGAUGGUCAGGUGUGGGGCAUUGGUGAAUUAAGGUGGAAUGACCCUUUUUCUCCAGUAUUACAGUAACCCAGUGGGUACGUGUACUGAUACAUUGCAAACAAGAGCUGCUAAAAGCUAAUUCGGCUAUUUUUAAUGGAGCAAAUACAGACUUCACAACAGGAUCUUUGUCUCAGUUGCUUUCGUUUUUGCUUCCCAGUGGUUUCCCCAUUUUCACAAAAAGUCAAACUUCACACUGAGCUAAUCUAAAAAAAAAUAAACAAGGCAGGACUAGCAGCUCUUCAUGCAUGGAAAAAAAAAGUCAAAAACUUCACCAAAGAAAACACUGCAAGUUUAAAGUUGCAGUGUGGAACUUUUGUUUCCCCCUUUUGGCUGUGAGAGUAACUACACAAACACUGCCGAUGUCUGUUAAAGGCUGCACUACGAAGCACUUAAAUGAAUCAUUUUAUGUAAAUUAAUUUUAGGUUUUGUUAAGCUGGCCUAAAAAAGAAAGCCCAGAUUUGGUGAACUUGCUUCAUAGUAUGGCCCUCUGGUUCAUGUAAAAUGUACCAGUGUGUCAGGGCAGGAGUUUGUUCACAAACAACAGAUUUUAAACUCCAGUAUACCGUGAAAUACAGAUAUCUACCUGGUGCUGAUAAGUUCAAUCAGAAUUGAGUAACUUGGUUGUAUGAGCUUGAAUACACCAGACAGUACAUUUGUUUAUAUGUAAAAGUCGUGCACUCUAGCUUUAAUUAAAUCGCCCAAACUCUUCUUGAGAACAAAAUCCAUUGGACAAUAACUCUAAUACCUAUUAUUAGGAUCCAUUUAAUGUUGAUUUUGGUGUUUUUGCGGCAUUUGUGUUACUCAAGAGUGACAACUUUUAGUUUUUUUGUCAUCUGCUGACAAUCCCAUCGAUCCACAACUUUUUUCCAGACUAAAACAUUUCCACAACCAUUGGAUUGACUUCUGUGCAGAUAUUCAUGAUCCAUAGCAGAUAUUUCUAAUGACUUUAAAGAGCCUCCGACUUUACUUUUAGCGCUGCCAUCAAGUCUGAGAUAAGACUCUAAUGUCUCAGAGGGAAGUUUGCUUUGAAUUCACAAUGUUUCUGCUGCUGCUGUGCAGUAACAAAUCGGAACACAUCUCGUAGACACCUGGAUUUAAGAAGUAACUGCACAAUAAAUUACUGAGGAUAAAUACUAAAAACACUAAAUAAACUGAAUCAGAUGCUAUAUUAAAGUACACAAAUAUUCAGAUACUUUGAAUCAUUGUAAUCAGCAACAACGAUCAACCCAACUUUUAGCUGCUCUUUGCGUUUGGUGCUAAUGGGUAAAUAUUAGCAUUCUAACACAUUACAUCAGGCACUUACAAAGAUGGUGAACAUAGUAAACAUACCUGCUAAAUAUUAGCCUGUUAGCAUUUCCUAUGAGACCAUGUUACCAGGCUAAUAUUAGCAUUAACCUUUAAGUGCUGCUGAAAACUCUUGAGUUUUCCUCUGAAAUGACUCUACUCCUUUACAAUGUACAGUCAUGGCCUGCCUCAGGGUCUAAAAAGCAAAGUCAAUGCAGGAGUGCCUUUAACCUGCAUUCUAUCAAAUAACCAGCAGGGUGUGACUCCUCUGGUUGCUAAAAGAAGUCAGGUUGUCUGAGAAAAUGACCCUUUUCUCACUUGAUUUAUUGCCUCAGUAAACAUUUUCCUCAUAGGUUUUUGGUCUCAAAUGUUACUUUAAAGUCUCCUUCAGUACAGCAUGGUGUUAUAUUUUUAAAUUAAAGUCCUAUUUAGAGUAAAAUAGACAAUGAAACCGGGUACAUUUUAGGCCAUGGAAACCUUGUGAUGGACAGGUUGCUGCCAUAUCACUGAAAGUAGUGUUAAAGCCAUCAACACAGUUUUUUUGUGGGUUUUUUUUGUAUAUUUUGUACUGUAUGUUUUGUACAGUGGAUAAAUAUACUGACAAGACAGUAAAAGUAGUGCACUAUGCAGUAAAUAAGGAGUGAUCUCAGACACAGCAGUAGUUAUUUUAAGGGGUGUUUUCACCCAAAUGACAGGAAAUAAAACAUUUCAAUUGUUUUAUUUGCAGGUUUUAAAUGUUUAACAUGACAUUUGACACAAAGCUGAUGAAUGGAUCUUAUUUUGUUGUUUACAGCUUUGAUAACCUGGAGUUUCAAAAAGCAGUUAGCAGGUUAUUCUCUUAUUAUUAUUAUUAUUCUAUUCUAUUGUUAACCCUCUGAACCCCAAACACUUUUUGGCGAUUUUUUUCUUUUGCUUCUGUCACAUUUUUACUCUCUGUGGGCUCAUUUUUCACUGCAAUACAAAGUCCUGCACAAUCUAUGGAACCAACCCUCCAGCGGGUUUUUGGGUGCCAGAGGGUUAAUUUAUCCAAGAGAGUUUCUGUUUUCAGUGUUGUGAGCAGCACAAAUGCUGUCACAUUCACCUCCACUGUUUUAUGAUGGCAACCGAAAUCUGCUACACAGACAAAAAAAAACAACAAAAAGACUACAGGAUCUGCAGGUUUCUCUGUAAUGUGGGUGGAACAAGCCUUUAAAAUCGUGACAUGUAGAUAUUAUGUUAUUAGACCAUCUUUAAAGUAAUUCUAAUGUGUGGAAAUUUGUUUGUGUGACUAAGAGUAUAGAUGUUUGUGAUAAUAAUCUGGAGUUUCCAAAGUCAGACAGAUGUUCUCGGAUCUUUCUUCCUUCUUUUUUUAAAUCACUGGAUGCUGAAGAUUUGGUGACUUUGGUUUGUUUACGCCACAAACAACCAGCAGAUUUCCAGUAAAACACAGUUCAUAUUACUGCUAUUGGCUCCUAAUUUUGUUUGAAAAAGAAAGCUAUUUAAAACCUUAACAUGUGUUACUCUACAUGGUGUCUGUUACUUUAUAUUAUUGGUAUUUCAGGGUAAAACUAUCAGGGUUGUUUUGAAGCCUUUGUUACAGAUAUGCUGCAUAUUGUUUGUCUAUCAUUGAAAAAUGGACAUGAAUCUGAGUUGUUAUAUUUCAAGAAAUACAGAAAGAUAUAUAAUAAUAAUGAUUUCACUAAUUAAAUCACCUGAUCCCUGUUUGUUUUAACGUCUUAAUGAUGGUAUACUUUAAUCUGUCUUCACCACUGAUGAUAUUUUAUAUGUUUUUAUAUGAGAAAGGGCUCUUUUCUACGGUGCUGGUUUCUUAUCAAACAAAUAAAUUAUUAAGAUUUAUUAAA